Molecule: messenger RNA, 2901 nt
Organism: Closterium sp. Naga37s-1
Lineage: Eukaryota; Viridiplantae; Streptophyta; Zygnematophyceae; Desmidiales; Closteriaceae
Source: the annotation of a GenBank genome assembly
AUGCUGCAUCCAUCCCUUCUCCAUCCCUUCUCCAUCCCUUCUCCAUCCCUUCUCCAUCCCUUCUCCAUCCCCUCUCCAUCCCUUCUCCAUCCCCUUCUCCAUCUCCUCCACUCUCAUGCAGGCGCCAUGGCGAGCGAGCAUGCUGACCAGCGACGAGCCCUUCACGCUAUCCGCCCCCACGGACAAGCCCCUAUGCUGAGCACUGACGAGCCCUUCACGCUGUUUGCUCCCUCGGACGACUUCCUAUUGGACAUUAGCAGCGUCUUUCACAAGUACCCUAGAACAAAGGAAAUGAUCGACCCCAUGUUGAGUCGGCUAGUGGGCUACUCCGCCGUGCCUCGCCGCAUUCCGGCAGCCGACAUCCCGCUGGGGGCGUUCGAGCGGUUGGAGUCGAUCACAGGGUUUAUCAUCAACGUGGGGAGGGACCCGCGCACUGGACGGAUUUUCGCAAACGGUGUUCCGAGCAAGCGGGUGGACAUCCUAGACGGCCAGCUGGUGGUGCAUCUGAUAGACGGCAUGCUGGGGCCGCUUGACUUCGUGGAGUCGGUGCGAAGCAUGGACCCUGAUGACGUCAGCAUGGAGGCGGCUCUUGAGCAGGAGUUCAACUCGGGGGCGUUCGUGCGCGGUAGUGAGAGCAGCGGGGGUGAGGGUGCGGGAGGGGGAGGGGCCGGGGGAGGGGGAGGGGGAGGGGGAGGGGGAGGGGGAGGGGGAGGGGGAGGGGGAGAGGGCGGAGGAGGAGGGAGCGGGAAGGGUGGGGACGAAGCAGGGCAGGGGGGGAGCGGCACACAGUCUAAAGCACAAACGGCUGGGUUUGGAUGGAAGCGAUUAUAUGCUGGCCUGCCAGGGGUGGUGCUAUGGCAAAAGCAGAAUGCAACAGGGGCGGAGGGAGCAGGGGGAGCAGGCGGAGGAGGGGGUGGUGGGGGGGGGAAUGGGGGGAGUGGGGAGGGUGGGGGUGCAGCUGGGAGUGGGUUUCAGUGGUUUGGGUUUGGGAAGGGAGGCGCAGCUUCUAAGAAGGAGCCGGAGGAAGAUCCGGUGGACAAUCUGCCUGUGCUGAGGCCUGAAGUGAUUGCUCUGGAGCAGGUGUGUAUGGUGGGUGGGGCUUCUGGGUGUGGUGUGUUGGGGAGCUUGUGGGUUCUAGGAGCAGGUGUGGUGGGGCGUCUGGGUUCCUCUAACUGGCAGGUGCGGGAGGAGAAGGCGAAGCCGCGAGUGGAAUUCGACUUCAGGGGUGCUUUGUGGGUGCGGGAGGAGGAGAGGCGAAGCCGGGAGUGGAAGUGGACUUCAGGGGUGCGGGAGGAGGAGAAGGCAAAGCCAGGAGUCGAAGUGGACUUCAGGGGAGAACACAAGGGAGCAUCCGUUAUCGAGGUGCCUCCACCAGUGGAUCCCACCAAGCUCCCCUGUUUGGGCCGGGGAAUUCUGCAGACAGACAGCAAGUGCCUGUGCGCUGUGCUCUACGGGGGAGAUAACUGUGAGGAAAUACGCGACACGGACAAGCUCACUGUUGACCCCUACGUGGGAAGCUACCUGCUGACAGCACAGGCCCUCAUGCCGCCGCCACCGCCAGCAGCAGGGGAGGAAGGGAGCAGUGGAGGGGGAGGAGGGGGUUCAGCGGCGCGAUCAGCCAUGCUGCUGGAAGGGUUGUCGAUCGAAGAAAGGAAGCAGCUGCGGGCAGUGCUACCUUUGACUGAUCUAUACCAGACGACUGUAUGGGAGACGUGUGCCGUGGUGGGCAACUCGGGUGCGCUGUUGCUGCGGGAGGAUGGGGAGGAGAUUGACAAACAUGACAUGGUUAUGCGCUUUAACACAGCUCCCACUAAGGGGUACGAGAAACAGGUGGGAAAAAAAACCACUCUUCGCCUGAGCAUACCAGACAAGGCGGGGUUCAGAGAGGGCAACGAGACGGUGGUAUACCACCUGUACCUGAGGGGCGUGAAGGACGAGUUACAGCAUCUUCUUAAGUUCAAGCGGGUCUUCCGGGAGGGGGCACUCUACGUGCUGGACCUGGGGUUCGAAUCGCAGAUAUUCAACACAUUUGGCGCCUUCACGUCAGUGGGAUACGUGGGGAUCCAAUUCGCCCUGCAGAAGUGCCACCACAUUGACUUGUAUGGCCUCUUCCUAAGCGAGAGGCACGGCGUGAGGCACCACUACUACAACCGCGACGAGUACAUGCCGGCGCACGUGACUAGCGAGCAGCUGGACCGGGAGUUCGUUCAGAGCAUUGAGAUCGCCGAUGCUGAGCUCAUGUGGAUCGCAGACCCAUGCCUGUAUGACUGUCGGAGGUCGGUGCAGCGCUGCAGCAUGUGCAUGCGCAUUUCAGUGGACGAGUUGAGCCAGAAAACAGAGUGGACGAGUCAGCAGCUGGCUUUAAACUCUCGCAGGGAGCAGCGGUGGCGGGAGUUUCUAAAGUGGCAGCUGGUGGUGCGAGAGGAGCUCAAGAAGAGCGUGCGGCUGCAGUUCCAGAUGCAGGCAGAGCAGCGCCGCAUGCGCUCCUCCUCCGGAGGGCUAGCAGGGGGAUCGUGCGUGGAUGGGACAGGGGGAGAUGGUCGGAGUGGCAGAGGGAGAGGGGGAUUGGACGCAGGAGGAGCACUAGGGGGGCGGGGAGUGGGAGGAGGAGGGGUUGGAGAGAGAGGAGUGGGGGGAGGGAGUGGAGGAGGGGGGGCGAGAGGGGGGUAUUCGCCGGGAGAGAGUGAGGAUGAGUAUGAUAGCAUUGACUGGGAGCGGGUGGUGGUGGAGGAUAUGCUCGAUAAGCUAUCAAUGCACGAGGUGCUGCUGUACUUUAGGAGAAACCACCUCACUAUUCCGGACACGCGCGCUCAGAUGCUCCAGGCGGUGAAGGCCCAUUAUUUCUUUUUGCGAGGGGAGCUGCAGAAGCAGAAGAACCGGCUGUAUCGCCCCUCCGACUGA